Fonsecaea multimorphosa CBS 102226 is the source of this 1026-nucleotide messenger RNA. RefSeq lists its product as uncharacterized. The transcript has 4 exons. The record is from RefSeq and is a predicted model, not a curated record. Gene Ontology annotation, biological process: cytoskeleton-dependent cytokinesis. NCBI's taxonomy places the organism in Eukaryota, Fungi, Ascomycota, Eurotiomycetes, Chaetothyriales, Herpotrichiellaceae. Gene Ontology annotation, molecular function: GTPase activity; GTP binding; molecular adaptor activity. Gene Ontology annotation, cellular component: septin ring; microtubule cytoskeleton; cell division site. Bases 1 to 1026 code for a protein of 341 amino acids.
AUGACCAUGGCAAUGAACCAACCGAACGCGGUGUUCCCACGUUCACAUGUGGGUUUCGAUUCUAUCACCCAACAAAUUGAGAAGAAGUUGUUGAAAAGAGGUUUCCAAUUCAACGUCAUCUGUGUUGGCCAAACCGGACUUGGGAAAUCGACCCUCAUUAACACGAUCUUCGCAAGCCACCUCAUAGAUUCCAAAGGCCGGCUUCGACCCGAUGAACCAACACGUUCCACUACUGAAAUUCAGACCGUGUCGCAUAUCAUCGAAGAGAACGGUGUGAGACUACGGUUGAACAUUGUCGAUACCCCUGGAUAUGGUGAUUUGGUCAACAACGAUCGUUGCUGGGAUCCCAUUGUGAAAUACAUCAAAGACCAGCACUCUGCCUACCUGCGAAAAGAGCUCACUGCCCAGCGAGAGCGCUAUAUCCAAGAUACUCGCAUCCAUUGCUGCCUGUUCUUCAUCCAACCUUCCGGCCAUGCUCUGAAACCAAUUGACAUUGUGGUUUUGAAGAAGCUCUCUGACGUCGUCAACGUGGUUCCCGUCAUCGCUAAGGCUGAUUCCCUCACGCUUGAAGAGCGCAGAGCGUUCAAGGAGCGGAUCAAGGAAGAGUUUGCUUUCCACAACCUGAAGAUGUACCCCUAUGACAACGAAGAGCUGGAUGAUGAGGAAAGAGCCACCAAUGCCACCAUCAAGGACAUUAUCCCUUUUGCAGUUGUCGGCAGCGAGAAGUCAAUCAUUGUUAACGGCAAGCAAGUUCGCGGUCGACAGAACAAAUGGGGAAUCAUCAACGUCGAGGACGAGAACCACUGCGAAUUCGUGUACCUUCGAAACUUCCUGACUCGUACUCACCUGCAAGACCUCAUCGAGACGACCAGCCAGAUCCACUACGAGACCUUCAGAGCGAAGCAACUGUUGGCAUUGAAGGAGAGCAGUGCUGCAAGCGGCAUGGCUGGUAGCAGACCAAUCAGUCCUGCGGCUGACCGAGAAUUGAGCCGGGGCUCGCAGCGCAUGACGAUGAACGGAUAUUAG